ACCGCGGAGACCGCACACCCGCCGAGCUGGGGAAGGCCUGAGCAGCGGCAGCCAGAGACGUCGAUCCUCAAGCGCGGCCUGGCCCGGAGUCGCCGCACCCUCCGGCGGAUGAACGGCUCGGCGCUCCCCCUGUCAGGCCUGGCAAGGCUGCGAUCAGGUGCGGAGGCUGGGCUGGGGCGGCUCGGCCGGGCGGGCGCAGCGGAGCCGGAACGGAGGAGAUGGCGUCUCAGCCGCCGCCUCCCAAGCCCUGGGAGAACCGGCGCCUCGCGGGAACCGCGGCCCCGGCCUUCCAGUCUGCUGAUUUGGGUGCCAGCCUGCUGACCAGGCCUGGACAACCCACACUCACACGAGUACCUCCGCCUAUUUUGCCACGACCAUCUCAGCAGGCAGGGAACAGUAGCCUGAGCAAUUUCAGACCUGCAUACAGCAGUUCCUUUUCUCCAGGCUAUGGCACAUAUGGAAACUCCUUUUAUGGAAACUACAGCCCUUACAGUUAUGGAUAUGGUGGUAUGGGCUAUAACCGGUUUCGUACAGACGAUCUACCUCCCAGCAGAUUUGUUCAGCAGGCUGAAGAGAGCAGCAGAGGUGCAUUUCAGUCCAUUGAAAGUAUUGUGCAUGCAUUUGCCUCAGUCAGUAUGAUGAUGGAUGCUACCUUUUCAGCUGUUUAUAACAGUUUCAGGGCUGUAUUGGAUGUAGCCAAUCACUUCUCCCGACUCAAAAUACACUUCACAAAGGUGUUUUCAGCUUUUGCAUUAGUCAGAACUAUAAGAUACUUCUACAAACGGAUGCAGCGACUGCUGGGUCUGCGGAAGAGCUCUGAGAAUGAGGAUUUGUGGGCUGAAAGUGAAGGAACUGUGGCUCGCAUUGGCCCAGAGGACCGGGCAGCUAACUCAGCAAAAUCCUGGCCGAUUUUCUUGUUCUUUGCUGUUAUUCUUGGGGGUCCCUACCUCAUCUGGAAGCUGCUCUCCACGUACAGUGAUGAAGAAACAGUGUCUAGUAACUGGGCAAAUGGAGAUGAUGAUCAUGUAAUUGGAAGAGCAGAAUAUGACUUCACUGCUGUUUCAGAAGAAGAAAUUUCUUUUCGUGCUGGUGACAUGCUAAAAUUAGCACCCAAAGAACAACAACCCAAAGUACGUGGCUGGCUUUUGGCUAGUCGUGAUGGUCAAACAACAGGACUUGUGCCAGCUAAUUACAUCAAAAUAUUGGGUAAAAGAAGAGGUCGGAAAACAGUGGAGCUGGAAAUUAUUACAGAGCAGCAGCCGGCUUUUACCAACACAACACCUGUUAGAGGAGCCACUGAUGCGGAUACUUUAGAGAAGCAAGAAGAUGGAUUUGAGUCUGUUUUUGUUGAAAUGAAUAAGGUUCCCAUUACCUCUGACUCCACUGUGAUAGGUGGAGAUAAACAGGAUCUCUGAUGCACCUGGAUAAAAUUUAGUGAUUGAACUAUACUUAUCAAUAAUCCUUUUGAUAUUCUUAAAAUUGUAGAAGUACACUGUUAGGACUGUAUCAGGUAUCUCGCUGCUGGUGACGGGUGAACAGAUAACAAAAUAAUUUACCCAAACUUUAAUAGCAUGCUUGGGUCACUUAAAGUUGUACAUUUGUGGCCCUGCCCAGCAAACUAUUGGCAAUUGUGAGAUCUCAGGCUGGGGGGAGUUCUGUAGAGGCAACUGGGUAAGCCAAUGUGUUGCAUCUCUAGCUGCACAUUUUGGUCAUUCAAAGGAAUAGUGCUGAUGAAUUCUAGAGGUAGCAGUGACCAGUCCUCCUUAUUGGAGAAAGAAUUGGCUUGAUAUGGGGCCUUUGACACGGGGUGUUGAGAAGGAAAACAACCAUUUCUAGCAGAGGCCUCCAAAAAUUGUAUAUUGAAGAGCCCUUAAAAUACUUUCUUUUUUUGGCUGCUUUUUGGUAAAAUUAGUGCUUCCACUACCACAAAGAAAAAUUAAAGACUUCAGUCCUUUGUUAUAAAAAGGUGAUUAUCUUAAGAAACAGGAUUAGCACUGUGAAGGAAGGUACAUUCAACUGGAAUUGUAAGCAGAUAAAUGCUAUUACCGGUGUUUUAUUUGUCUUUUAUUCUAAUGUUGUUUUCAAGAAAGUAUAAGCGCGGUUUUUUCCCCCCCACCAUUCUGGGAGCUUUUCCUCAUCAGAGUCCUGAGGACCACAUGUUUUGUUCUGGUUUAUUAUGUACAUGCUUUAGGCCCUACGUAUCUUCCAGCCAAGCAAUGUUAAGGAUGCUCAUUUUUAUCAACAUCUCUCUAGGGCCUAGUGAGCUAAGUUAGCACAGCCACACUUCCAGCCAGGUAUAUAAUAGCUUAUCAAUUUCUAGUAAUUAUGUAUUUUAACAGCUACAUCCAAACUUCCCGUGUUUCAGUGCAAUUUCUUUUUGAACUUUUGUGAGAAAAUUCAGCCUGAUUUUAACACAGCAGGAAUGCAUCACAGAGUGGAUAGGAAACAUCUGUGUUGCCAUUAAAUAGAUGUGGUUUUCUAUUGAUAAUCCCACAAAAUAGGAAACAAGAAAAAAAGCUGCCCAUUUCAUUGUCUCAUCAUGGAGUUGGAUGAGUUAACUGCUAACUUUAUUAUUCCUAAUGCACUUCACGUGUUAAAUCUGGUAUUUCCCCAUAAAAUCUGAGGUACAUUGAGAACCAUGAUUGCAUAAAGACUAUAUUAUAUAUUAUAAAUGUAUAUUAACAAUAUACAUUUUGCCUUCAAAUCUAUUUACUUUUGUGAGCUCUGUACUGAAGUCAUACUUCUCUGGGAAGCAAAGUUAAGUAAAGAUUCCUCUAUCGAGACUCACUCACAUUAAUAUUAGAUUUGAUUAACACAGAAUCAUUUUCAGUUCAGGCUGUAGUUCUUAUGUAGUUCUUAUAUACUGUGUUGAACCCUUCAAUGUUAGAACAGAUCAUACAGUUCUAAUGUACUACAGCAAAGGAAAAAUACUGAUGGCUGUGUAUUAAUAAAUCAUUUCAAUUAAGUAGCCUGUUUCUUAAAAACAAAAACCCACAGCAGCACCCAAGCUAGUUAAACUCACAUACUUAUACUAGCUGUUCCUGGGGGAAUUCUGUGCCAAAAAAUUAAAAAUUCUGUGCACAAUAUUGCAAUAGCCCAAUAUAAUCAUGCCGGUUUCAAUUAUUUUGGUAAUUGAUUUCAAAAGACCUCUCAGCAAGUAUGUUUGUAACAAUACAGACAACAGAAAAGAUUCAGGAAAUAUUUUUUUGACAAAUAGAUUCCUUACUAGGCAUAUUAAUACAUAACUUUCAGUAAUCAUUUAACCUAGAGAAAUGUAUUUCCCACACACCCCCCUCAGAAGCAGUGCAAAGGUUUGGGAGGAGUCAGGGGUAAUGGAGGAGCUGAGGGAGGGAAAAGUAACUGCUGGGAAGGAGCCUGGAUGUGAACUUGGAGGGUUGUUGGGUGUGGGUGGGAAAAGCAUGGAAUGGGGGUUUUCUGGUCAGGGAGGGAUUGUUAGGGAGCCUCCCCCAUGCAGAUGCUGGCUAACCCCUAGCUUCACUCAUUCAGUCAUGCCCAUCUGCCCCAGGCCCCAUGUGUCGCGGCACCCCCACUCCCAUUCAGUCCCUGCCCCAGUCUGUGACUCCCACAACAGCCCCAUAUGCCCCACGCUGUCUGGCUCUCAUAUCCUGUGCCUCCUGAGCUGGUCCCACAGAGAGGGCACUGUGAGGAAUGCAGCUUCUUCUCUUCCCUAUCUGCAGCUGGGGCUGCUCGCUCCAGGAGCAGAUGCUCUCUGUCCUAGCGCACAGUGACUCCAGGUAGGCGAAAGGUGUAACUGCAGGACUUUUCAGCAGAAUGUAUUUUCAGCUGAGGAAAAAAAAAAAUCUGCAUGGCACAUGAAUUCUCUGUGUGUAGGAAUAAGUAGCAUAAUGGAUUUGGUAGUUUUAAUUCACAUUUCUAUAGAGAUCUUCAACAUCAAUUUCCAUUGCAAGCUUCAUUAAUAUGUUUACAUUUUAAGUGCACUUGCUAGCUGUUAGUACUUAGGCAACUUGUGGUGAACAGAAUUGCUAAGAUCUAGACAAAACAGUUACAACAAGCUAUUGCUAACCUCAGGUUGGGUAGUAGUCUAAGGGUAUGUCUUCACUACUGGCCGGAUCGGCGGGCAGCGAUCGAUCCUGCGGGGAUCG
This is a messenger RNA of Terrapene triunguis (Three-toed box turtle), 4124 nucleotides long. RefSeq names its product peroxisomal biogenesis factor 13 (gene PEX13). Gene Ontology annotation, cellular component: peroxisomal membrane; peroxisome; peroxisomal importomer complex. The record is from RefSeq and is a predicted model, not a curated record. The transcript is spliced from 4 exons. Bases 219 to 1415 code for a protein of 398 amino acids. Gene Ontology annotation, biological process: protein import into peroxisome matrix, docking. NCBI's taxonomy places the organism in Eukaryota, Metazoa, Chordata, Testudines, Emydidae. Gene Ontology annotation, molecular function: protein binding.